Cottoperca gobio is the source of this 2394-nucleotide messenger RNA. RefSeq names its product prolyl 3-hydroxylase family member 4 (inactive) (gene p3h4). Bases 106 to 1377 code for a protein of 423 amino acids. NCBI's taxonomy places the organism in Eukaryota, Metazoa, Chordata, Actinopteri, Perciformes, Bovichtidae. The record is from RefSeq and is a predicted model, not a curated record. The transcript has 7 exons. Gene Ontology annotation, biological process: peptidyl-lysine hydroxylation; collagen fibril organization. Gene Ontology annotation, molecular function: collagen binding; protein binding. Gene Ontology annotation, cellular component: endoplasmic reticulum.
UUUAAAGCCUACGUGCAGGCAGACAUGCACAUUCCCUGGUAAAGAAGGAAAGUUUCCUGAUCCAUUGAAAAACAAGAACUCCUGCUGGAGCCGGUGGAGGUGACGAUGCUCCUGAAAGGCUUGUGUCUGGCUCUUCUCAUCCCGGCCCUGGUGCAGGCUCAGUAUGAGAAGUACAGCUUCAAAAGUUUCCCUCAGAAGGACAUCAUGCCGCUGGACUCUUCAUACAACUACGCGCUGGAGCAAUACGGGGUCGAGAACUGGGCAGAGAGCAUCAAGUUCCUGGAGCUCAGCCUGCGGAUCCACCGGCUGCUGCGGGAAAGCGAGGCUUUCUGUAGCCGCAACUGCAGCUCCGUGAGCCGCGACAACGACACCCUGUUCACCGACAGCAGCCUCCGCGUCGUGCGCCACAUCCUACUGAGGGCUGCGUGCCUUAAAAAGUGCAAGGCGGAUUUCCCAGUGUUCACCCUCACAUAUCCACGGAGGGAUUUACUUGAAUCUUUCGAGAAAAGGGUACCGUAUCGGUACAUGCAGUACGCACACUACAAGCUGAACAACCUGGAGAAGGCUGUGUCCGCUGCUCACACCUUCCUGAAGAAGAACCCAAAUGAUCCCUAUUUGACUAAGAACAUGAAACACUACGAGACGCUGGUUAAAGUGCAAGAAUAUCUCAUCGACCACGAGGAGCAGCCGUAUGAAAGUGUGUUCCUGAAGAGUGUGACGCUUUACAACAGCGGAGACUUCAGCAGCAGUGCCCAAAACAUGGAGCAGGCCGUCACGCAGUACUUAGAAAUAUACAGUCUCUGCUCGGCCGGCUGUGAAGGCUCAUAUGAGAUCGUAGAGGUCAAAGACUUUUAUCCCACCCUGGCAGACCUCUACACUGAUGUGCUGAAAUGUAAGGUCAAAUGCGAAGAGUUCCUGACACCCAACGUGGGAGGCUUCUUUGUGAAGAAGUUUGUCGCCACCAUGUAUCACUACCUCCAGUUUUCCUAUUAUAAAUUGAAUGAUGUAAAGAACGCUGCUCCAUGUGCAGCCAGUUACAUGCUGUUUGACCGUAAAGACCUGGUGAUGCAACAGAACGUAGCGUACUAUCGCUUCUACAGGGAGCAGUGGGGACUGGAGGAAAGUGACUUUCAGCCUCGGCCCGAGGCCGUGAAGUACUUCAACGAGACAACCAAGCAGAAAGAGAUGCUGGAGUUCGCACUGAACUACCUCCAGACUGACGAUGAGGACGUGGUAAGUUCAGAAGAAGCGGCGUCCACGCACACGCAGCAUACUGACGCUGAGUUUGAGGGGAUGGGAGACUACGAGGAGUCCUUCCUGGCCGAGUGGUGGCAAGAACCCAAAACUAAGUGGGACGCCGGAGAGGUCAAAGAAUGACAUCUGUCCUCGUUUCCUGUGCAGAACGCUUCUUUAUCUGGCUUUCAUGACGACAAACCAAAGAAUGCUGAACUGCUUACAGACAGACGCCGACAUUCCCAACGGUCCAGCAGGAAAAGCACAAGUCGGCCGUGUACUUUCACCCAGCUGAGGAAUAAAAGGACAAACUUAUCCGCCAUGUUGAUCAAGAUCAGAGGUUCUGAACAUCAACAUAUUCUGUCUUGGCUGUCAUCAGCCUUUUAAAACUCUUAUUUUUAUAUGCCUCUAUGCAAAUACCUGUCAAUGACUCUUCUGCAGUUGUUAUUCAAUGAAAGCUGAACCUGUGCCGUGGUUUAAGGAAGGUGACAUGCAGCUGUUCUUACGAUUCCUCAUCCUCCAACUGGGUUGUUGUAAUUUGCUCAUAAUUAAAGUAAUAUUUUAAUAUACUUCUUUUUGGUUUUUUUUGUCACUUAAUGUCAAUAAGUUCAUAAAAAAAACCAGGAAGCUCUACAACCAGUUUAGUUUGACUGAUUUGUGUUUGAUUUUAUAGACAACACAUUAAUUGAUGAUAACAAUAAUUGGCAGUCGACGCCCCUUAAAGAUCCUCAGGUGGUUCAUAAUUCAAGUAAACAAUAUAAAUGUAUAGUUUACACUAUUUUGCUCUUCACUGCUGUUUCGUAAUUUAAAACGAGGAUAAUUCUGAUUAUGUAAAUGUAUUAAAAAUGUCUUUCAGAAGCAGACAACCAAAGCAAAAAAACAUCUAACGAGGUAUCAAAACCAUAAACUAUAAAUUCCAUAAAAGCAAGGUAGCGAGUUCAUUUUGUAAAGUAUUUUUAUUUUCCUUCCAUUUCAAAUCAACUACAAGUAUUAGUCAAUUUCUCUCUUCUGUGUCUAAAAAUAUGGGAUACGACGCAUCUUAUGUUCUUUUUUUGUUUUGUUACCCUAAACUUUAAAACCAAACAGAUUGUAUUUGAUACCAACUCUGUACAUUGUGUAAUAAUAACAAUAGUGCAUCUGCACUUAGUGCAAACCUGACCU